Molecule: messenger RNA, 2269 nt
Organism: Rhinolophus ferrumequinum (greater horseshoe bat)
Lineage: Eukaryota; Metazoa; Chordata; Mammalia; Chiroptera; Rhinolophidae
Gene: SUPT7L
Product: SPT7 like, STAGA complex subunit gamma
Exons: 6
Coding region: 583-1821 (412 amino acids)
Cellular component (GO): SAGA complex
Molecular function (GO): transcription coactivator activity; protein heterodimerization activity
Source: RefSeq, a predicted model, not a curated record
AUGGACCACUAAUCAACAAACCAGCCUUCCGGGCCAGAAGUGAUCCUCGCCUCAGGCCUCUCGGAGUCGGGCUGCCGCCUAACCCCGCUCCCGCGACGCGGCAGGGAAUAGUGGAGUCUUCUUACCUCGAUCGCGGUCCAGGUCCAGACCUCCUCGUCUCCCAGCUACACCGGGCAUUAGGCGACUCCAGAACCGUGUGAUUGGCGCCUGCGCUUGCCGAGGAGCUCCCGAGGGACCGGGGUAUUCCUUGGGCUUGGUCCCUGUUCUUCGUGCUUCUUUCGGUCAGGGAUCUUGCAUUGGUCUUUGUCUCCUCCCAUAAUGCCUGGCAUUUGGUUAAUGUUUGUUGAAUUUGAAGAGACAUAUGGGCAAUGAAUCUGGAAAGGGAGAACAUCUUUGGUCCUAUAGUGUUGCUAACACAUUUUUCUAAGUGGUCUUGAACAGCGUACUUUUUAUGUAAACAACAGGCUAGAGCUCCUAUUUUUCACUUCAGAAGCCUAUAAUCUACCGUUGUCAGAUUUAAAAACGCUACUUUUAGGCUAUCACCUAUAUUUAACUUGAAAGCUCUUCCUUUCUUAUUCCACAAUGUUGAGAUAUUGGGGAGAGAUACCAAUCUCAUCAAGCCAGACCAACAGAAGUUCCUUUGAUUUGCUGCCACGGGAGUUCCGUCUGGUGGAAGUCCAUGACCCACCCCUGCAUCAACCCUCAGCCAAUAAGCCCAAGCCCCCCACUAUGUUGGACAUCCCCUCAGAACCAUGCAGCCUCACCAUCCAUACCAUUCAGCUGAUCCAGCACACCCGACGUCUGCGCAACCUCAUUGCUACAGCUCAGGCCCAGAAUCAGCAACAGACGGAAGGUAUAAAGACUGAAGAGAGCGAACCUCUACCCUCUUGUCCUGGGUCACCUCCUCUUCCUGAUGACCUCCUGCCUUUAGAUUGUAAGAAUCCCAAUGUACCAUUCCAGAUUCGCCACAGUGACCCAGAGAGUGACUUUUAUCGUGGGAAAGGGGAACCUGUGACUGAACUCAGCUGGCACUCCUGCCGGCAGCUCCUCUACCAGGCAGUGGCCACAAUCCUGGCCCAUGCAGGCUUUGAGUGUGCCAACGAAAGUGUCCUGGAGACCCUAACUGAUGUGGCACAUGAGUAUUGCCUGAAGUUCACCAAGCUGCUGCGCUUUGCUGUGGACCGGGAGGCCCGCCUGGGGCAGACUCCUUUCCCUGACGUUAUGGAGCAGGUAUUCCACGAAGUGGGCAUCGGCAGUGUGCUCUCCCUCCAGAAGUUCUGGCAGCACCGCAUCAAGGACUAUCACAGUUACAUGCUGCAGAUUAGUAAGCAACUCUCUGAAGAGUAUGAAAGAAUUGUCAAUCCUGAGAAGGCCACAGAGGACACUAAACCUGUAAAGAUCAAGGAGGAACCUGUGAGCGACAUCACCUUCCCUGUCAGCGAGGAACUGGAGGCUGACCUUGCUCCUGGAGACCAGGCGCUGCCCAUGGGAGUCCUCGGGGCUCAGAGUGAGCGCUUCCCAUCUAACCUGGAGGUCGAGGCCUCACCGCAGGCUUCAAGUACAGAGGUAAAUGCUUCCCCUCUUUGGAAUCUGGCCCACGUGAAAAUGGAGCCUCAGGAGAGCGAAGAAGGCAAUGUCUCUGGGCACGGGGUGCUGGGCAGUGAUGUGUUUGAGGAGCCCAUGUCGGGCAUGAGUGAAGCGGGGAUCCCCCAGAGCCCUGAUGACUCAGACAGCAGCUACGGUUCCCACUCCACUGAUAGCCUCAUGGGGUCCUCCCCUGUUUUCAACCAGCGCUGCAAGAAGAGAAUGAGGAAAAUAUAAAAGGAAAAGAGGGAGAUUUUGUCCGAACCUACAAACCCAACCGAAAACCUUGAUGUAUUCAAAUGUUUCCAUCAAUAGUCACUUAAUCACUCUUAUUCCUAAGCGCAGUGGAUUUUCCUGAUUUCAGAGAAACUGGACUUAAGCAAACAAGUUUGCAUUUUAUCUUUGCAUCCAGUUUUUGUAGUUUUCCGCGGCAACCAAGCCACAUUUUGCACACAUAUGAUGCUGGGACGGUCAUCAGGAGACCAAAGCCCUGUCCCCGACUGCCGUCUUUACUGUGUGACAAGACAAGUUGCUUCGCUUCUGUAGAGCCAUUUCUCUUGUACAAUUGAAAACAAUCAUAUCACCGACUUACCUUGCAGGGACGUUGUGAAGAUUGAGAUAUUAUUAAACCUCAAAGCUGUGCUUGAACAGACUCACUAAAGUAAAUAUAUGCUGGUAUUAAAUG